UGUGGAGGGAACUUAACCCGGAAAUAGGUGUUGGCUGAAGAAGAAGGUGAAUAAUAACAGGACGGACACCAGGAACUGAACUAAAACCAGGACCAGGUUUUGGACAUUUCAGUGAAGACAUCGGUCCGCGCAUUGUAGUUUAAAGUGUUUUUGAUUCCAUAAGUUACGAGCUCUGUUAGCCGCGAUCUGCUAACUGUCGGGUGAGGCGCGAGCUCAGGAAGUUUCUGCAGACGAGAGUGACACAGGAGGAGAAGAUGAGCGCGGGCAUGAACAGCAUCGAGGCGGUGAAGAAGAAGAUCAAGGUUCUGCAGGAGCAGGCUGAGGAGGCCGAGGAGCGUGCUGAGCGCCUGCAGAAGGAGGUGGAGAAGGAGAAGAGGAGCAGGGAGGAGGCGGAAGGGGAGGCGUCGUCUCUAAACCGGCGCUUGCAGCUCAAUGAGGAGAAUCUGGACCGGGCUCAGGAGCGACUGGCUACUGCCCUGCGUAAACUGGAUGAGGUGGAGAAGACUGCUGAUGAGAGUGAGAGAGGGAUGAAGGUGAUCGAGAACCGAGCUCUGAAAGAUGAGGAGAAGAUGGAGCUGCAGGAGGUGCAACUGAGGGAGGCCAAACUAAUCGCAGAGGAGGCCGACUGCAAAUAUGAGGAGGUGGCCCGUAAACUGGUGAUGGUGGAAGGCGAGCUGGAACGAGCCGAAGAGAGGGCAGAGCAGGCUGACAGAAAGUCUCGGCUGAUGGAGGAAGAGCUGAAAACCGUGUUUGCAGGAGCCAAGAGUCUGGAGGCGCAAGCUGACAAGUACUCCCACAAGGAGGACCGCUACGAGGAGGAGAUCAAGAAACUGAGCAACAAACUCAAGGAGGCGGAGACCAGAGCUGAGUUCGCUGAGCGCACUGUGGCCAAACUGGAGAAACGGGUCGAUGGGUUGGAAGAUGCUCUGACUGCAGCCAGAAACGCCAACAUGGAGCUUCAGGCCACACUGAAUCAGACCAUGGAGGAGCUGAACUCCUGCUGAAGCUCCUCUCACUGCACCACCUGAUAUCAUGGCUGCCGGGAAGCUCUGCUGCUGAACCUCCUGCUGAAUCUUCUCCUCUUCCUACUUCAACCUCCUCAUCCAGUGGGCAGGAGGAGGUCAGGAGCGUGACCUCCUAUUUCCUGAUGUCACACAUUCCUUCUGUUGUCAUUUUCCUCACUGCUCCUCUUUCACAAGAGGUACAUGUGACUAACAGUCAUCUUUUUUUUUUUUUUUUUUACCACUAAUCAACCACUAAUUUAGUGCUUUUGAAUAAUCGUUAGUUUUCUUUGAUGUGUGGUUGAUUAUAGCCAACGAUGAUCAACUCUGGGGGCGUGAUUUAAAAACGUUUAGCCUUUUGAGGCGUUCCUCUGCCAAAUAUGGUAACGCCAGGCAGAAGUUGGACAUGCCGCUUGUGAUGAUGUAAUGUUUUCCUGGUGAUGAUGUCAUCAAUGUGAUGAUGCCACUGCUUUUUGUAAAAACCCAAAGUGAAAGAGGAUUUUAUAAAAUAAAAGCACAGCUUGCAGACCCAAA
Messenger RNA from Nematolebias whitei (Rio pearlfish), 1535 nucleotides. RefSeq names its product tropomyosin alpha-4 chain. Gene Ontology annotation, cellular component: actin filament. Gene Ontology annotation, molecular function: actin filament binding. Gene Ontology annotation, biological process: actin filament organization; muscle contraction. NCBI's taxonomy places the organism in Eukaryota, Metazoa, Chordata, Actinopteri, Cyprinodontiformes, Rivulidae. The coding region runs from base 255 to 1004 and encodes 249 amino acids. The record is from RefSeq and is a predicted model, not a curated record. The transcript has 9 exons.